CGAAAUCAAACAUGGCGAUGGUGGCGCAGCUCUCGAGCUCGGCGCUCGACGGCGGCGGCAUAUGGCUACAUGGACGUAGCCGGCGCUGCACCUCGGGCUCAGCACUCAGUAGACUUUCACGCUCGUAGCGAGCAACAGCGGUCUCUGGGCUGCGCCGAGUGAGACUCGAGUAGAGUAAGACGGAAAGAGAGCGAGAGUGAGAAAGAACGAAGCAUUGCGCGUGCGCGACAAGCAGCGAGUCACGACACACGUAUACGUACGCACACACAGAUAGCAGAGAAAGAGAGCGAAGUAUGAGUGUGGUGAGCGCGGUGCAGCCAAAUGUGGCGGCGCUGCAGAACAUGGAAGCGGAGGAGGAGGAACGAGUCGACAUAACCGAAGAGGAGCUCGUCGAAGAUGAUCCUAAAGCCAGACAAGAAGAAGUUAUGCUUUUGGAUCCUGUGGUCAGUGAGGCGACUGUCAAAAAUGCAAUCAAGCCUGAAGUGCAGGUAACAUUCGAUAACGAGGAGGUCGACGCACAGCUCAGGGCGAUGGCAGUCUCAGCGGAGACCGGCACCGCAAAUGUCAAGACCUCAGCAGCGUGCGCGCACCAGCAGCAGCAGCAGCCGCCCUCCGCUGCUACCUCGACCGGCACGCGAUCUGCCGGCGAAAGCCACGACGACCUCAACAGCAGCAUAGACCGUUUGAAGCCGUUCGUGAGGACGUGCAGCAAGUUCGAGAGCGGGAGUGGGAGUGGCGACCAAGAAGGCAUGGUGACUACCGAAGACGGCAACGACGUCGCCGCAAAAAAGCGGAAAACGCGACGCGGCAAGCCGAAGCAUCGGAAGCUCAAGCCCUACUCGAAGCAGCAGCCUUCUUACCAACAACGUCUACGGAGUCGAGCGAUCGGUCGACCGACCAAGAUCAGUCGCCAGCCUACGGCUCCGUAUAACACCACGCAAUUCCUCAUGGAGGACCACAACGACCUGCCGGACCUCGACGAGAAGAUCGCCGGCGCGGCCACGGGCGCGUCUGCCGCCGCCGCCGCCACCGUGGCCAGCAUAACCGCGGAGGUGCACUCGCACUUUUCCAAGCCGGUCGCACCGCCUCGCACCCGUGACUCCAGCUUCAGCAUCGACUCCGACGAGGACUACUUUUACUCGUCGCCCGAGGACGAAGAGGAAUUUUUGCAGAAAGAAUUCUCCAGCGCCUACGAGGACCUACACGCCGAGCGGUUGGGUGCUCUCAGCAAGGCGCAGCUCAUCCAGGAGUACAUCCAGCUGGAGGCGCGCGUGGACAUGCUAACCAAGCGGCUGCGCAACAAGCAGAGCCAACAGGAGAAGCAACUGCUGCAGGCCGAGACGGUGGAGGUCGAGUCUCGCGACCCAGAGGCGACCAAGGCCAAGCUGUGCCAGCAACGCAUCGACGAGCUGCUGCAGGAGAACGAGCAGCUGCGCCGCGAGGUCGAGCUGUUGCGCAAGCAGCGUCACGGCAGCCCCAUGUCCAGCGUCGACAGCGAGAGCGACAGCGACAGCUCGUGCAGCGCGGCGGGCAGCUCGUGCAGUUGUAAUCAGCACAAGGCCUCGCCGGGCUCUUCGCCUGUGCCGACCUCCUACCAGGCGCACCGCGACAAGCCCACCGGCGGCCGCGCGCGCAACAGCUCCGUCUCCAGCGUAGACAGCGAGAGCGACAGCACCACGGGGGACAGUUCCACCGGCGCCACCAGUCCCAAGCCCGUCGCGACUUCCGACGUCGCCAACGGCCACGCGGCCCACCACCAGAUGGGCGGUCUGCCCACCUAAGGCGCCGCGCUCCCGCCAACCGCGACCUUUGCUCUGCCCAGCGCUUCGCCCAACAAGGCCGGCGCAUCUCGGUCCCGCAACUCGUCCGUCGCUCGCUCUGCUUUACGCUCUUGCGAUGACGAUAUCGGCACGUUGGCCCGGACCUCUCAGGCAUAGCGCGGCAGAGCCGUCUCGGGCACAUCGUGAGCCCUCGUCACGUUGCGAUUCUGACGAUGAUGAUCGGCAGAUAACAAUCUUUGAUGAUUGAUCGAUCGAGGAGAUAUCCCUAUCGUGCUUCAACUUUAGGGCGCGUGGAAAACGAGCGUUUCUUUUUUCCUGCUUUCCAGCACCGGACGUAUAACUUUCGAGAAAGCUCUUCGUGAUAUUUUUUACAAAAUUUAUUUGAAACGAAAAAAAAGCAUUGAAAAAAUUAUAAUAUUCUUUCAAAAUUUCAUUUCGCGAAAAAAAAAAUUGUUAAGUAUUUAUUUUUUGUUUUACAAAUAAAAACUUAUUUAUCAAACCGGAUGUACUUGUGUUUGAUGUAUUGCUUGGUACCGGUAGACGAUCGAGUUUCGCAUUCCUUCGAUAUUAAAAAAUGUUAAGGAUAUAUAAAACAAAAUAAGAGUUAUCUCCGAUUUUAAAAAUGCCCUCCGUUGUCUUUUACUUCUGCCUCUCACCCGCCCCGCUAAGACUGUCAUUGUACAUAAGAACUGUGUAUGUGUGUGUAGGUAUAAACGACGAUGUAGCUUCACACGAAAAUACCUAUGCGCAUCGACGUUGCGGAGCAGUAGGUCGAUUUUUAAACAAGCGAUAUUCGUAUCUACUACUGAAGCUUUACAUACACGCACAUAUACAAAUAUGCAUGUAAUACCGUUGCGUCUUCGCCUAGUCUGACGAAGUCAGCCAGCUCUUGCGUUCAGCUUUUGCGAACUUUUAUUGUGAUUUAUCACAACGACAUUGUGUCACUUGUACACAGCUCAUUUGUAGCUGACUCGCUUUGUUUUUACGCGUACUGCCAUUUCUUCUUGAAUGAUGAACUGUACAUUGCGUUUUUACAUCGUCAGAGACCAACAUACAAAGCUUUACAUUUUUAGUACAUCAAUAAUUUGUUUUUUAAAUACAAGUACCGAAAUGACAAAAUGCCUUUUUUUAAAACAUUCUAAAUUCUUGAUAAAUUUUAUUGGACUUUUUCUACGAAAGUAGUGAUCAAAUGAGCACGUUUGGAAAUACAUUUUGUGUACUAAAAAUAAAAGUGAAUCAAUUCGGUGUUCCAAAUGCACUAUUGAAAAUCUUAUAUUCAAUUGAAAAAAAAAUUUAGAUACCAUUUGCACAAUACAAAUAAAUGCGGAGGCUUGCAGACCAUCAACUAACGCAAGUAUAUACGGGUCCAGUGAAAAAUAAUAAAGAAAUAAAUGAAAUAGCGUUUAUUGGACGCAACGAAUAUUACAUUAAGUAAAGAAAAGUAAAGUAUUAUUGUCGCGAUAAAAAAAUGUGAUGAUUUAAUACAAUAUAACGCUUAAAAAGACUCAUUGUACAAUUGUAUAGACUAGAAUAAGACUAUAUAGGGUUAGUUUAUGGUCUGAAUGAUAGAAACGGGGAGCGCCUUAUAUAUAUGUAUGUAUGUUUAUGUGUGUGUCUAAUGUGUAUAUAUAUAUAUGUAUGUAUGUAUGUAUGUAUAUAUGUAUAUAUACACGCACACGCACACACCCUUUACUUUCGAUAUAACGUAACUUCAAUGAAGCCAAAGGAUGUUCUCUAUUUGUAUGUUUUCCGUUAAGCUCCAUUGAAAAAAAAACUAAACUCCCACCUUCUUUGUCUCUUGUAAACCGAAUAAUAGACCGUUCUUAAAUGGAUAAUGUCAUCGCAUCGGGUCGUCGCACGAUUAACAAAUUUGCUGUUUAGCCUAGACCUACUCUGUAAUACAAUGCAUAACGUGGCAAAGUCAAUGCAAGUUUACGCUUUACUCGUUCAAUGAAUCUCGUCAUUAGCAUUUUUUUAUAUAUGUGUUAUUUAACUUUUUUUGUAUGUACACCUUCGAUGAACGACUUUUGCAGAAAUAUAGCUGCUCUUUACGCAGCCUUAUACAUUGUAAGGAAAUUCGUAAAAUGUUUUUCACGUUGAUGAAACGACAAAGUACGAGGAAAGUGAGACUAGUUGCGUAAGCCUGUAUAGACUUUAAGACAUCGAAUAAAAAUUUUUUUUUGCAAUCAAAAGAAUUGUAGUAGCAACGCUUACAAUGUACUGAGGAAUUCAAGCGAGUCUUCCUCCAGUGAUUUUUCGAGCACAUUAUUUGCCAUUAAUUAUGUACGUUAUGUAUUAUAAUUUUUUAAAAGAAUUAAUGAAUGAAAAAAAUCAUAAGUUAUUAAAUUCUUAUUUUAUUGUUGAUUUUUAAAAUUUUUUUACAAAAACUAAUAACACGAGAAAGUCGUUAAAAAAAAGCAAAGAAUAAAAGAUGAACCGAAUGAUUAUUAAACCUAAUUCUCCUAGUACAUGUUCGAUGAUCUUUACGAUGUCGGACUUGCUCGCUGUGAUAAACAUGUGUGCUUAUAAUUAUUAUGAA
Molecule: messenger RNA, 4320 nt
Organism: Phymastichus coffea
Lineage: Eukaryota; Metazoa; Arthropoda; Insecta; Hymenoptera; Eulophidae
Product: protein HEXIM2-like
Exons: 2
Coding region: 294-1781 (495 amino acids)
Biological process (GO): negative regulation of transcription by RNA polymerase II; negative regulation of cyclin-dependent protein serine/threonine kinase activity
Cellular component (GO): cytoplasm; nucleus; nucleoplasm
Molecular function (GO): cyclin-dependent protein serine/threonine kinase inhibitor activity; 7SK snRNA binding
Source: RefSeq, a predicted model, not a curated record